Molecule: messenger RNA, 3095 nt
Organism: Lacerta agilis (Sand lizard)
Lineage: Eukaryota; Metazoa; Chordata; Lepidosauria; Squamata; Lacertidae
Gene: LSP1
Product: lymphocyte specific protein 1
Exons: 11
Coding region: 381-1667 (428 amino acids)
Biological process (GO): muscle contraction
Molecular function (GO): myosin binding; actin binding; calmodulin binding
Source: RefSeq, a predicted model, not a curated record
UUAACGAAGCAGGGAAGUAUCCCAGACAGUUUAAACUCCCCCCUGAGUUUAUUCUGCAAUCAGAUGGGAGAAAGGGAGGGGAUUCUCCCCUGCUAGCUAGCCGAAAGCUUUUCUUCUCCCUGACAUUUCCAGUAGUCUGAGAAGGAGAACGUGGAGGUGGAAGAGACCAGGGGCUGGGGGGGUGGGGAGACGCGGAUAGGGGGGCUUAGAGAAACAAAAGGAAACCAGCUGCAGAACUUCCUGGACAGGGAAAGAGAGAGGGAGAGCGCGCACACUAUCUAACGAGAUUAUUAAAAAGCAAGGGAGAGAAGGGAGGAGGAGCAGGCGGCUUUCCGCGCAGGCAGGAGUUCAGCGCCUGCCCCGGGUUCAUUUCCCCAACCAUGACCAGCGCGAUCCUGAGGCGGAAUUCCAGCAAGCAGGGCUUGCAGAACCUCAUAAGGCUGACGGCACAAUGGAGUGUGGAGGACGAGGAGGAAGCAGCCAGAGAGCGGCGCCGAAGGGAGCGUGAGAGACAGCUGAGGUCCCAGGCGGAAGAAGGCCCGACCACCACCAGCAGUUCUUCCGAGAGUGGGGUGGCAGUGCAAGAAAGCCGGAUUGAUGGUAAGCCUUCUGGGACUACAGAAUUGGAAGAGGAUGAAGGCUUUAGCGAUUGGUCCCAGAAACUUGAGCAGCGCAAGCAGAGAUGGGCAGGGGAAGGAGUGCCAGAAGCAGAGCAGACAUGCCAGGGCGACUGGAGAGAAGCCCAGCCGGCGGCACCUGUAUGCUGUGAAGAAAGUCCUAGGUCACCAAGGCGUUCCUAUGAGGAGGAAGAAGAAGGCAAUCUGAUGGAAGCAGAAGCCAAGCUAGGGCAGAUUCACCUGGAUCAGGAGUCUCCCAUCUUCAUCCGGUUUGCGCCUGGGCCUUCAAACUUCCUGAAGUUUUCCUCUGGCUCCAUCUCACAAGAUCAGCUUGAAGCAGAAGCAGAGCUGGAUCAGCAACAAAAGCUUAGUGAAGAUGUGGGUAUCAGAGAAGAGAAUCAGGAUGUCAGAGAGGAGCUCCAAGAUGCUGAAGAGGAGCCACAGCAUGUCGCAGAAGAGAAUCGGCAUGAAGAAGAGAGAAAAAUGCAAGAGGAGAAGAAAAGGAGGAGGAAUGAGGAGGAAGAGGCACCAGAAAAACGGCAAAGAACUCCAAGCACUUCCAGCCAAGAGGAAGAGUCUCAGCCUCCUUCAAGCCCUACAGUAAAGAUCACUGAAAGAACUGAAUCCCUGAACCGCUCCAUACAGAAAAGUAACAGUGUGAAGAAGACACAGCCACCUCUUCCAGUUUCAAAGAUUGAUGACAAACUUGAGCAGUACACUCAUGCCAUUGAGACAUCCAUCAAGUCUCCGAAGCCAGUGCGUCAGCUUUCCAUUGACCUUCCUUCCACUAGUGCUGCAGUGGCCAGCACGAAAAACCUCUGGGAGACGGGGGAAGUGGCUCAAACUUCUGUGAAGACAACCCCCUGUAAGGACAUUGUGGCUGGAGACAUUGUGAAUAAGAGAAGCCUGUGGGAGCAGAAAGAGAGCCCAAGGACAGAUGAAAAUGUCAAGCUUCCUCACAAGCUUCCUGGCAAGAAGUACAAGUACGUGGCAACAGGACACGGCCAAUACAAAAAGGUCUUGAUAGAAGAUGGGGCAACAGAAAAAUAGCCUGCUUUGGCACCAAAACACACAGGCUGGCUUGUUCCGUGAUUGAUGGACACCUGAGGCAAUACUUCUAUGCAGUGCUGAUGUUCCCCCUGCUAAAAAGGAACUGUGUUCAAAGGAUGACUUCACUUCCCAGCCUGCUUCAAAACCCAGCUACUGAUUUCUUCACAAAUGGGAGCAUCUCUCCAAGUCUGACUUCAUUUAGACUUGGACACAGCAUCAACUCAAGUGGCAAUAAUCUAGUUGUUGUUUUUUAAGCUAUCUCUAGAUUGGCUUUUCAUUCUUUUUUUGGGAAAUUAACUCGCGUGCUCUUCUGUACCCUUCUAAUUUCUUAAUUUAGUAAAAAGAGAGGCUUGACUAGUUCUCCUGGCCAAGCCUAGGGCCUAUCAAGGAGGAAUGUUUAAUUUUCCUUAACUACUUUUGAGUUGUGAGCAAGAAAGUGAAAGCAGUGGGAAAACGUAGGAGUUUAUGGCUGAGUCUAAGGCUCUUUCUACCACCUAAGCCUUCAAAAUGGCAAAGCAUACUAGUGUCUCACCUCUUGACUAACAGGGAUGCUUUUGAUGGUGCGUAACUUUUCUAAACUUCUUAAAUAAGGGGCAGAUAGUAUACAACUAUAGAUACAUUAUGUUUUAGUCACAUUGGUCCAUUCUACUUGCAAUCCAACCAUAGUUUUUUCUUGUCUUUAUUCAAGAUGAUGCUCUCAUUGAGAGAUGUAUCAUGAAGUAUGUGAUGGAUGUUCUCUCCCUUUUCUUUUGGGCAAUCAUCCCAUGGCUAAAAAGCACUUCAGGAAAUAUUUCCCCCAAAGUGCCUGCCUGACUCUCAAUGAAGUGCUAAUUCUCUAUUUCCAUUGAUUUUCCCCGUGACACCUCCUUCAUGCACACAAACCCUACAUCUUCCUUCUCUUUCUUGGUCAUAGGCUUUCCUUCUGUAAGGCGUAAGCUUCAAGAUGAGCACUAGGUACGGGUUUGAGAGAUGAUACAGGAUUGAAUCUUGAGCAUGAAUUGGUGCCCAGUGCACCUAGGAGGCCUCUUCCCUGUUCUGGCAAAGUUACCAGAUGGGUGUAUCAGUUCAGAUGAAGGCCUGCUCCCAGAAGACAGCCAAAUGGGUUCUCAGAGGACCCACGGCUGCUAAUACUUUGCAAGGAGUGCCUGACUUGGUGCAAAGGGUGCAACACCUUGCAGUAUAAAUGCAUCUCUUAGCUUGCCAACUUCAAACACUUUUUGCCUCUCCCUCAUUAUACAAAAAGGGGGGGAGGGCACAAUAUCCUGCUUCUAGCCUCCCAAGACUAGCAACUCAAGGGCUUAGAUCAUCUUAUACAUAUCCCCACCUCACCUCCUCUCACCUCCUCUGUUGCUUCUACUUGGUACCAUUCUGUGUGACCUGGACUUUUUUUUUUUUUGUAAGCCUUUAAUAAAAAUUCUGAGAAACAAA